This is a messenger RNA of Penicillium daleae, 1803 nucleotides long. Its product is annotated as Zn(II)2Cys6 transcription factor. The transcript is spliced from 2 exons. Bases 1 to 1803 code for a protein of 600 amino acids. Gene Ontology annotation, biological process: positive regulation of transcription by RNA polymerase II. The record is from RefSeq and is a predicted model, not a curated record. Gene Ontology annotation, molecular function: zinc ion binding; DNA-binding transcription factor activity, RNA polymerase II-specific; transcription cis-regulatory region binding. Gene Ontology annotation, cellular component: nucleus. NCBI's taxonomy places the organism in Eukaryota, Fungi, Ascomycota, Eurotiomycetes, Eurotiales, Aspergillaceae.
AUGGAAGUUCGCAAUGCGGGCGCUCCAUUAAAGGCCGAAUCGUCGCCAGACUCACGAUCGCCCUCACAGUCCCAGUCAUCCGACUCACAAUCUCCAUCGCAGCCCCCGUCGCGCACGAAACGACCCUCAUCCGAGCCUGUCCCGCCUCGAAAACGCGUCCGCCGCUGGCACCAUCGCGGAUUUACGGGGUGCUCGACCUGUCGCCGUCGGCAUGUUCGCUGCGACGAGGCGUCUCCGACGUGCAAGAACUGCACGCGCCUGGGGCUCGAGUGCGAUGGCACGCAGGGUCGGAUGACCUUUAAAGUCUAUGGGCCAUCACAGGCGCAGGAUGCAGGCCAGGCACCCAGGCAGCAGAAGAAGGGCAGUAGCAGCCCCGAAUCCCUGGGCGAGUCGUGCUUCACAAGUACUUUCUCUGUGAAGCUCGAAGGCGAGAAGGAGGGGGACUGCGAAGCCCUGGUGGUAUCACCGACGACAGUGCCGCAAUGGUCGGGCCAGACUCAAUUCCGUUUCCAACAACCGCUUUUCCAGACAGACCUCCGAUCAUUGACGAUUCAAUGUACCGACGAGCAUUACUUUUCCCAUUUUGUCAAUCAGGUGUCGAGCCUGUUGAUCAUAUACGAUACCCACAUCAAUAUCAAUCCAUAUCGCAGCUAUUUCCCGGAAUUCGCGCGGUCGUCUCCCUCGAUGGUUGGCGCGAUGCAGGCACUAGGCGCAUUGCAUCUGGCAAACACUUCGGUCGGCGCCAAGCGUAAUCAACAUUUCCAGCAGGCAAUGGGGAAGUAUGGGCAGGUUGUGAAGAUGUUCCGGGAUCGGUACGCUCUUCCUGGCGGACAACUUGGAAUGAGGGACUUUGCGACCUGUUUGUUGUUGUGUCUAUUUGAGAUGAUGGACUCGCAACACCAAAACUGGGACGUCCACCUCAAGGGCGCGCGGGAAAUCUACAACCUCCUCUUCUACCCGCAUCCCGGCAGCGCUGCCCGCGAAGCACAACGACUCGUCGAGAUCAACCACCCUCUCCGGCCCUUCCUCGUCUCGUUGCUCUCAUAUCUAGAUGUGGCUGGUGCAUGUGCGCGACCAGGUGGCACAGUGGUGACGGGAAGUUACUGGAAGACACUCGGAGGUGGAUGGGAGUAUAAUCUCGGGAUCCCGAGUCUGUCUACCUCGCCUCUUCCGGAUGAUCCACGCCUGCUGGAGUUACGACAAGCCUGGUCAAGUAUGAUGGAAGUUCAGACUGCGAUCAGCACGUUUGCCCGCGAUAAAGAGUGGAUGUCCCCGGAUCACCAGGAUAUGGUGUACAAGAAGAUAUUCCACCAGCUGGUAGCUUGGCGCGCUAGCACGCCGAUCAGCCUACAAUUGCUUGGAGAUAUGGAUUUGGACGAUGAGACUUUGCAAGGAUUCCCGUAUCCCGAUAUGUUGGAAUACGUUGGGUGCGUGGAGGCCUAUGAAAAGGCGACUUUCGUGCGCCUGCAUCAGGUAGCUGGAGCCGGUCGGCCAAAUUGGAUCUCCGACCGCGCCUAUCUAGACAUGCUUAUCACGCGAAUUCUGACGCUGAUCCGCAAACUUUCCAAGGACGUGGGUCAGUUGGCUGUCUUGUGGCCUCUUUUCAUCGCCGGCCAGGAAACCCGCAAGGAAGCAGAGCAGCGGUAUGUUCAGCAAACCAUGCACGAGCUUAAGCGAUUCGGCUUCAGGAAUGUUGACAAGGCGCUGGAGCUCCUCGAAGGCGUUUGGUUUAAGCGGCGUGCGUUCCCUGAAGGCUGGACGGAGACACUAGAGGAGAUCCAAACCAAUAUCCUCUUGCCCUGA